CUCCCCUAGUUUCCAGCACGCUAGACCCUUUCCCUCGCCGUACAUGUAUAAAAUCCGGAUACGGAUACUAAUCCGGAAUAAAACGAUGAUAUUUCAAAAUACAAUGACGAGGGGAAAGACCCUGAAGAUAGCCUUCUUUGGCAUACUCCUGGGCCUGUCCAUCGGAACCGGACUGAAGACCUACCAGGCUUUGGAGAUCGUUAAACGAUGCGGCAUCCGGCCCACAAAUCAAAAGACUCCGGAGGAGAUCAUUGGCCUCAGCGAGGAGGAUACCAUCCAGAAUUCACAGAGAAAUCUCGUCUUUGUGGGCGUGAUGACGGCCAAGAAUUUUCUGGAGGGCCGGGCCCGGGCGGUAUAUGAUACCUGGGGCAAGGAGGUGCCCGGACGGAUAGCAUUCUUCAGCUCGGAGGGCAGCUACUCCGAGGACCUGCCGGUGGUGAGCCUCAAGAACGUCGACGAUCGCUAUCCGCCGCAAAAGAAGUCCUUCAUGAUGCUGUACUACAUGUACGAGCACUACAUCGAUCGGUUCGAGUGGUUCAUCCGGGCGGACGACGAUGUCUACAUAGAGCCGGACAAGCUGGAGCGAUUCCUGCGCUCCAUCGACAGCUCCAAGCCGCAGUUCAUCGGCCAGGCCGGGAAGGGCAACAGCGAGGAGUUCGGUCUACUGUCCCUGGAGUUCGACGAGAACUUCUGCAUGGGCGGUCCAGGCGUGAUCCUCAGCAGCGAGACCCUCCGUCGGGUAGCCCCUCACAUCCCCACCUGCCUGAAGAACCUCUACAGCACCCACGAGGACGUGGAGGUCGGCAGGUGUGUCCAGAAGUUUGCCGGCAUUCCCUGCACCUGGAAUUACGAGAUGCAGUACAUCCUGAGACACAACUCGAGUGGAAGGAACGCAUACACCGGAAAACUGAAGCGCAAGGAAAUCCACAACGCCAUCACCCUGCAUCCGAUUAAACAGGCUCCGUUGAUGUACCGACUGCACUCCUACGUACAGGGACUGAAGGCGGAGGAAAUGCGGCAGGAAUCGCUGCUCCUGCAUCGGGAUAUCAAGCGAAUGGCCUCGUACCUUGAAGUUCCGGACGAGAGCACCUACAUGAUGCCCAGUGUAUCCCCGGAAAGUGACUCCAACAAGCGGCACUUCCAGGAUCACAACAUACUGGGAAUCAGUCCAGAGCUGAACAAAUUUGUGCCGAGCAGUACGGAGGAUCUCCUGGACUGGUCCUUCAUUGCCCGCAGCCUGUACUCGGCCAGCUCGGCUAAUCCCAAGCAGAAGAUCGACUCAGCCAUGCGGGAGGGACUCGAGGAUGUGAUCACCGAGGUGAUGGAGAACAUCAACAACUAUUCCCGGCAACGGGGUAGGGUCAUAGAGUUCCGGGAACUGCUCUACGGCUACCACCGUUUGGACGCCCUCCACGGCCAGGAUCUGAUCCUCGAUCUGUUGCUCAUCUACAAGAAGUACAGCGGCAAGAAGAUGACGGUGCCGGUGAGAAGGCAUCUCUACGUCCAGCGGGCCUUCACGGGGAUCUUCGUCAAGGAGGUGGACGAGGACUUCUACAAUGUAACCUUGCAUCAGAGUUUGUUGGGCAGCCUCCUUCAGAAUGGUAUGGCCCGGCUGAGCAGUCACUUCACCAUGCCCAGUGGCCUCCUGCCGCCCACGGAGGACAAGAUCGUGUUCGUCCUGCCCAUUGCCUGGCGACUGGGAACCUUCGAGCGCUUCCUGCGCACCUACGAGAGGAUCUGCAUCCGCGGUGAGCAGCACUGCGACCUGCUGGUGGUGAUAUUCGGCGCGCCCGAGGAGCUGGGCGAUCACAUGCAGCUCCUCCACGACCUGCAUGCCCGGCACGUCUACCAGCAGGUCAACUGGAUACAGAGAAGUGGCCCCUUCUCGCGAGGAGUGGCCCUGGAUGUGGCAGCGAGAUCCUCGUACAUCCGGCAGGAGGACAUCAUUCUGUUCAUCGACGUGGAUAUGGUGUUUGAGGUGGAGACCCUGCAGCGGGUGAGGAUGCACACGCAGCGCGGCAAGCAGGUGUAUCUGCCGAUCGUCUUCAGCCAGUACGAUCCGCAGAGGAGGGGCAGCGAGGCGCCGUGGGAGGGGGAGUCGCCCCGGAUCGAUGACGAGAGCGGUUACUUCAGGCAGUUCGGUUUUGGGAUAUGCGCCAUUUACAAGUCCGACAUCCUGGACGAGGACAUCAACGGCUUCGACAAGGACAUCACCGGCUGGGGGCUGGAGGACGUCAAGUUCCUGGAGAAGAUUGUGCGCGUGGGCACCCGCCAAUGGGGCUUCCUGGCCAACACCGCCGAGCUCUCGUCCGAUUACAACGAGGCCGCCGAGCAGUGGCGUCGCCUGACCGUGUUCCGUGCUCCGGAUCCCACGCUGGUCCACAUCUACCAUGACAUUAGCUGCGACAUCCAGCUGGACGCGCCGCAGUACAACAUGUGCCUGGGCACCAAAGCCAACUCCAUCGGCAGCACCCGCCUGAUGGAGCAGCUAUUCCACAGCAGUCCAGAGAAUGUCCAGUUCGCCAGCGACUUUAAUCGCCAGAAACAGCAGGCCCGGUGAUGAUCCAUGUGUCAGGGGCACUCCCGCCAGCCGGCCAGCUAUCCUGCCACCAUAGUAUUAUCCAAAACGUUUCCUAGGCUAGUGUUUCGAUCCGAUAUGCCAAAUAACUGCUGUAGUCCUUAGUCCUUAGUCCCUAGUAGGGUAGACCAACCGGGCUCAACCGAAACUCAGUGAUGGAGAGGAUUAGGAUUUGUGAGGAACUAUAUUUAAGCUGUUGACCAAUGAAAGAGAAUACAAUUCAAUAUAAAUAUUUUAUAAUAUUUUCUAGGGCAUUUACUACCACUUACCCAUGUAGAUACUCUCCUCCAUCACUACACCAUAGUUAGUUGCUAGAAUUAAAUAUUAAAUCUGUAAUUUAGACUAAAGGGAGCACUGUAUUCCACUUAAAAAAAACACAUCUAGGGUGAAUAAACAAUGUCUUUAUUCAAAUUAA
Molecule: messenger RNA, 2993 nt
Organism: Drosophila bipectinata
Lineage: Eukaryota; Metazoa; Arthropoda; Insecta; Diptera; Drosophilidae
Gene: Chsy
Product: Chondroitin sulfate synthase
Cellular component (GO): Golgi cisterna membrane
Molecular function (GO): glucuronosyl-N-acetylgalactosaminyl-proteoglycan 4-beta-N-acetylgalactosaminyltransferase activity
Source: RefSeq, a predicted model, not a curated record